Molecule: messenger RNA, 1819 nt
Organism: Mercurialis annua (annual mercury)
Lineage: Eukaryota; Viridiplantae; Streptophyta; Magnoliopsida; Malpighiales; Euphorbiaceae
Product: fatty acid hydroperoxide lyase, chloroplastic
Exons: 3
Coding region: 235-1707 (490 amino acids)
Biological process (GO): sterol metabolic process
Molecular function (GO): iron ion binding; monooxygenase activity; heme binding
Source: RefSeq, a predicted model, not a curated record
CAUUUUCUUUUACUUAAAUUUAAGAAGAAGAAAAAAAAUUAAAUGGUCCCACGUCAUCAUCUUCCAAACAAUAGAAAAAUGUUUAAAAGAUUGCAACAAAUUUCACCCACAUUUUUCUUGCAUUUUAUGUUAUGUCAAGUACACUAAUUCCCUACAUCUGAACACACAUUUAAAUUUCUACUCACCUUAUCUAUCUCUUCUCCAAUCUCUGCCGUAGCCGCCGUGAUAACAAACAUGCUUACAACCAUGUCCUCCUCCUCCUCCUCCUCGCAACCGCUACUACCGCCGACGCCAAAACUCUCCACCGGCGCUUCACCAGCCACCUCUCUGCCGGUACGUACAGUUCCAGGAUCGCACGGAUGGCCGGUGCUGGGACCUAUAUUGGACAGGCUAGACUAUUCGUGGUUUCAAGGUCCUGAAACAUUCUUCAGGAAGCGUAUGGAGAAGUACAAAUCCACUGUUUUCCGAACAAAUAUUCCGCCGACGUUUCCGCUGUUCACCGGAGUAAAUCCGAAUAUUAUCGCUGUUCUUGAUUGCAAAUCUUUUGCUCAUCUUUUUGAUAUGGAUAUUGUAGAGAAGAAAAAUGUACUUGUUGGUGAUUUUAUGCCUAGUUUGAGCUUUACUGGCAAUAUCAGAACUUCUGUUUAUAUGGAUACUUCUGAACCUCGGCAUGCUCAGGUGAAAAACUUUGCAAUGGACAUCUUGAAAAGAAGCUCAAAAGUAUGGAUAGAAGAGCUUUUAGGCAAUCUGGACACAUUUUGGGACCAAAUUGAAAAGGAAGUUUCAGAAAAGGAAAGUUCAAGCUAUUUAUUCAGUCUUCAAGGGGCUCUUUUUAAGUUCUUGAUGAAGUCCAUUGCUGGGGCCGACACGUCAGCAUCUCCAGAGAUGGAGGAAUCUGGCUAUGCCAUGUUGAACAGGUGGCUGGCUCUCCAGCUCCUCCCCACCGUACCUAUCAGUGUGGCUCAGCCUCUUCCAGAAAUAUUUCUUCAUUCUUUUGCCUACCCUUUUUUCCUUGUCAGUGGAGAUUACUCAAAGUUGUACCACUUCAUCAAAAAUCAAGGUAAAGAGGUGAUACAACGAGGUGCAACCGAGUUUGGACUCAGUGAAGAAGAAGUCAUACACAACAUUCUCUUCGUAAUGGGUUUCAAUUCCUACGGCGGUUUCUCCAUCUUCAUACCUAAUCUCAUCAGCCGCAUCGGAAGUGACACCACUGGUUUACAAGAAAAACUACGUAAAGAAGUUAGAGAAAAAGGCGGUCCGAGUUUAACCUUUGACUCAGUAAAACAAAUGCCACUCGUUCAGUCACUCGUUUACGAAACUCUACGAAUGAGUCCACCUGUCCCUCUUCAAUUUGCCAGAGCCAGAAAAGAUUUUCAACUAAGUUCCCAUGACUCAGUCUUUGAGAUCAAGAAAGGCGAGUUAUUAUGUGGUUUUCAACCUUUGGUGAUGAGAGACUCUAAGAUUUUUGAUGACCCGGAGACUUUUAAACCAGACCGGUUCAUGGGUUCGGGCAGUAAGUUACUGGAUUACUUGUACUGGUCUAACGGUCCACAAACCGGGUCACCCAGUGAGUCAAAUAAACAAUGUGCAGCCAAGGAUUACGUGACUCUUACGGCUUGUUUGAUUGUGGCUCACUUGUUUACAAGGUUUGAUUCUUUUACUGGGAGCUCUAGUUCAAUUACUGCGGUUAAAAGUAAGUCCGAGUGAUGUAAAGUGUAAGGGUGUUUUGGUGAUUUGUGUGUUUAUGUUAAGACUUAAGAGUGUAUUAAGUUUUUUUAUAAUUAAAGGCAAUGAUAUUGAGUCCCUAUACUUUUAUUUA